Messenger RNA from Lytechinus variegatus (green sea urchin), 44128 nucleotides. RefSeq lists its product as uncharacterized. Lineage: Eukaryota; Metazoa; Echinodermata; Echinoidea; Temnopleuroida; Toxopneustidae. The record is from RefSeq and is a predicted model, not a curated record. The transcript is spliced from 5 exons. Bases 449 to 41548 code for a protein of 13699 amino acids.
ACAAUUCCUGGGAUUGUUCGCGACAACAGCGCUCAGAAAGUAUCGCGUCCACGGGUAUCAUCAGACGCAUACGCUGUUAUAUGUUCUAUUAUAUGUUCGACACUGUUGGAUUCCACAAAUCUAAAACCGAUUUCGAUCUAACAUUAUGGAGACAUCAUAGAUCAAAAUGUCGUGAUUUUUAAUGACAUUAGCGUUCGUGGUAGUCGAGAUACAUAGACGAAGCCGGGAAUAACUUUUUGAAAGUUUGUGGAGAUCGAGACACAGUGAUCAAUGGAAUACAUUUGGUCAGGCGUACAACAAAUGUGAUUGAGGUUGACUAAGCUAUAUUUGGGACCUUCGGAUAGCCACUCCUUGCUUUUCAUAAAAGAAUCGCCUGGUACUUCUGGUCUCCGACUUACAUCUGGUCUUCAAAAGCUCUUAUCUUUCCCUCGAUAACUUCGGUCAAACAAUGCCUUCCAUCAUGGCUCCAUCAGUCCAGUUCUUCCUUGCUUCAUCUAUUCUUCUCGUCUUCACGCCCCUAGUGUCGGCGCAAGGUGCAGGAGCGUGCCCGACCAAUGUGGUCAGCUAUCCUGUUCUAGCAGGGUCAGUCAUGGGAGCGUUCAUCUUUGCGAUAAUACUGGAGACCACUGCCAUCUUGUGCUAUAAACACUAUUGUAAGAAAAAGCCUCCAAAGCUGGAACACACGUUCAUUACAAGCGACGGAAAGGAGGUGAAGAUCAAGGAAAAGAUCACGGCUCCAGAUGGAGAGAAGGAGCACGAUCGGCACAGGGAGACCAGGAAGGGCUUGAAGAGUGAGCGGAAGCAGGAAGUUUUCAGUGUUUCUGAUAACAAUACUGACACCGAGAGCGCUAUACACGGUCCUGCCAUCUACCGUUACCCUAUCGCCAUCGAUAAGGAGACGGGAGACAGCAUCAUGAACGGAAGGCACAAGUACGAACCAGACCUCGGAAAUAACUACCUCUACUCUACCGGAUGGCAGUCAUCGGAUGAUGGAAGCGGAUUCAACAGCCGCAGGAUUAGUCAAUUGGGAAAGGAUGAAGUACCUAUUCUCCGUGGCCUCCACAAGGGUUCUGACGUCGACGUUGAUUUCUCUUCUGCCCGAUUCAAGAGCUUGGUCCGCCAACCGAUGCCACAAGAAUGGACUAUCGGAACGGCUACGACAGAUGACGAUAUAAUGACCUACCGCUACCACACAGGAUUUGGAGGAAAGCGACGCGCAUCUUCACCUACUUUGGGAAUUGACAACCAGGGUUUCGUUAGCUCUCGACCAGGAAGUCCCACUAGAGGGUUCAGGGACUCAACAGUUGUGCAGAUGGAGCCUCGCCAUUUAUCCAAUGAAGCAAGGAUCAGCAUUGAUGAUAGCUUCUUCCAGAAAUCAGGGCGUGGUGGCAGUUCCCGUGGUACCCUUGGUAGCACAAGACCAGGCUUGGGUCGUGCUUUCGACUCUAACUUUAUUCUUAAGGAUCCGCAACGCUCAGAUAGCAGCGACGAAGAUCUCUACGACUAUGGAGACAGUGAACACUCUGGACAGAGUUCUGCUCAUUUUGCACCAGGUCGAUACAGAGCAGACAUGGGCGGCAUACCACUAUACAGGCCGGAAGGUGGGUCCCCGACCAGUCCGAGGAGUUUCCGUUUCCACACUGGGUUUUCACAUCCUCAAGAUCCUGAAGGUAACGGUGAGCCUAUCUAUGCCAUCCCACACAAGACCGUUGGUUCUUCCAAGAUCAUAAGACCUCACUCUGUUGAAAGGGAUAGGCACCUUGGACACACCACCUAUUCCGUCAUCAACGAAGCACAUUCUACUUCCUACAAGAGACGGCCAGAUCCAAACGAUCCUUCAAGAGUGGUCCGUGAUUCUGCGACCCAGUGUGAACUCCUCGCACCACGACCGAAAAUUUCCUUUGAUGAAGAAUGGCCAAUUACCACUUCCGGAAGACGGUCCAGAGUAGAUCCAGGUGUUCCUACCAUAGGCAUCAUCAAGCUCAUUAGACCAGGGUCUUUCAGUGAGUCGAGACGUCGAAGCUCGAAGCGGUACUCUUGGAGCGCCGACGACGAAGUGCAUCACGUCCGAUCAUCAAGCCUUCCAAGGGAGCGGACCUCAUCGUUCACAGAAAGGACGUCUUACUCACAGACGUCGCGACGGCCGCGACGAUCGCGUUCAUCAUCACCUGUUCGACGAUCACGUUCGUCUUCACCUGUGCGACGUUCACCACGAGGGCGCUCACCAGAUCGACAAUUACCUAACUUCGCCGAUGACGAGACAGACAUACCAACUAUCGGUGUUAUUCGUCUGAUAUCAAGGGGUGGAACAAGGACCUCUUUCGGAGGAGAUGAUUCAAGCAGUGGAAUCAGCGUCGGAGAUUCCACGCCUCAAGUCAGCCGACAACCCUCCUCUUCUAGACGCCCUGGCUCUAUUUAUCAAUAUGCCCAAGAUAUUCUAGACGAGGAUGAACGAUUCUACAGUACAGUCACAGAACAACAACCACGGCAAAGCUAUAGCGACAUACCUUCCAUAGGGGUUAUCAAACUUGUCUCAGACCAGAGCCGCCCUCAGCCAUUGGAGAGACGUAUGAGUUGGGCUGGUGAGGAUUUCGAAAGUGUUGAUACCUCUCGCAGGCUAGGUAGGUCUGGCAUACGUAGAUCUUUUGAUGAAAGAGAAACCUUUACUUCAUCAUCAUCCGCACAGAGGAGACGUCGAAGUCCGUCACCUGACAAAGAGAGAGGGAACUUCCCAACAAUUGGAGUCAUAAAGUUAGUUCGUCCGGAUUCUGUUCAACAACCACUAUGGAAUGAGCUGAAUCGAUAUGUUAAACCAUCUGGCCGGUCAUCCCUUAUUAGGCACGAGUCAUGGGACGAAACGGAUAUUCAGGAAACGCAGAGAACUCGAUCUACAAAGAGGCCACAAAUGAUUGAUAGCUACACUGAACCAGCUAUCACAUGGCCACAGUUGAUCCACACCGUCAGGGAUCUUGUUGAUGAAGAGCAGAAGCUGUCGUCGAAAUCAUCAGGCAAGAAGGCACCUGUCCUUGGAGUAUUUAAAUUAAAAUCAACGAAAGAAAAGGAACCCAGAGUCUCUGCAGUUUCUCAAGGUACAAAUCCAGACCAACCUUGGCACCACCUUGUAUCUCAGUUGGAAGAAGAAAUAGAAUCAUCAGUAAUACGAAAGACACACCAAAUGAAAGAUAGAUCUGAACCAAGAACUGUCAGCAUCGUGAAACUACAAGCCCCUAAUCAGCCAUUACCGGACACGAGAUCCACGGGAACCAAUCCAGACAUUCCAUGGAACCAAGUCAUGAGGAUGAUACAGAGUGAAACAGAAGAAAUGAUUGAGAGGAAACAGUCGCUAAGACAGAAAAGACCCAGUAAUCUCGGAUCAAUUCAACUGAAAUCCAAACCCAGGCCGCCAAUGUUUGAUUCUGCUACUCAGCCAGAACUUACAUGGAUGCAAGUGGUCAAAAUCAUCAAAGAGGAAACUGAAGUAAUGACCAAGAAACAAACGCCACCUCCCGUUGCCAAAAAUGACAAAGGAAUACAACCUGAAAUGAACUGGCCUGAAAUUAUUCAACUAGUUCAACAAGAGGUAAUAAAACAGGUAAAGGAAACUGAGAUAACAAAACGGAGUGAACAAAAACACGACAAGAUUCCUCUGGCUGUCGUCAAGCUCAUUGGUGGCGAAGAUAAACCCAAAGCAGGACAAGAUCAAUCAACAGAACCAGAGCUUACAUGGGGCCAAAUGGUGAGGAUGGUACAGACUGAAGUUGAAGAUAUCAUUCAAAAGAAGAUCAAAAAGGAACCCAAAAGAAAGGAAACUGGUGACGCAAGUACAGAACCUGAAUUGACAUGGCCUUUAUUGGUUAGGAUAGUCCAAGAGGAAGUAGAAAACAUGGUCAAGAAGAAGAAUACUAAAAGUACAUCUGAAAAAGGCACAAAACCUGAAAAGGACUGGAGUACAGUUGUUGGUACUAUUCAGGAGACAGCUAUUGAGGAGUUUAAAAGAACGUCCCAAAAGAAGAAGCCAAAGGAAGAAAAGCCGCCAAUGAUUGGCGUCUUUAAGAUCAAGGCAGAGCAACAAUCUCAAGUCACAUCUAUUCCUCGUCCAAGGACGAUUGACCAAGGGACACAACCUGGAACAUCAUGGGAUCGCCUACUAAGUAGAAUUGAGGAAAACGCCAUAAUGUCCGUCAAGAGAACGUCUACCAAGCAGAAGCCAAAACCAGCCGAACCUACUUCAAUCGGAAUUAUCAAGUUGAAGGCACCUGAUAUCAGCCAGAAAACAGAGACAUCUACUCAAUCUUUGGACAUUGACGUAUCUGACAGCUUUACCCAGCCUGAGCGAUCAUGGCGAGAUCUCUUGAGAGGACUGAAGAUGGAACUUGAGAGUGAGUAUAUCAAGACCAUUCGCGAAUUAGAAGCCCACAUUGCAUCACAUGAAGACCAACCCGAUUAUGCACCAGCCGUUCAAUCACUCGGAGUAUUGACCUUGAAGGCACCAAGAGAACAAAAGGCAAGAUUAAGAGAUAGCUUCACCCAGUACCACACUCCUGUCAUUAAGGAAAAGUACACACAGUCUGACAAAUCUUGGACAGAACUCAUGAUGAAAAUUGAAGAAGAGACAGAACGCAAGCUAACUCGACGCGUGAAAAUCCCAAAGGUUUCGGAAAAAGAGUCACAAACAAAAGAUGAGAUUCCUGCUCUAUUCCUUGAUCCAAUUGCACCUUCUGUCGUUUCUUAUGAAGAAGCCGCCCCUGAAAUUGACCAAACAGAUUCUUAUGUACAAGUGGGGCCUAAAAUGGCUGAUAGUACAUCUUCACCGACAGCUGUAAGAAGGAACAACACUCAAAGUAUGGUUAAACCAAGUGUGGCAGAUAUGUCAACAGGGAUUUCAACAAGAACUAGUGACUCUAAUGUACAGGUAACAGAAACAAAGGACUUAAAAGACAUUGUGGCUCAGACAGAUCUCCAGAUUUCGGAAUCACAUACUCAAACGGAUGCACUUCCAGAAAUCGUCCCGGAACCGGUAGUCAUUGUUGAAGCUCCAAUUGUUCAAACGGCUUUCCAAGAGCCCAAGCCCGCCACAAAAGAUGCAUCGACAUUAACAAAAGAUGUACCAAAAGUCAAAGACCAAUCUUCAGAAGUUACACCCGACUAUGAAGAAAAGGAAGUCCCUGCAUGGAAGAUAUCUGUUCAGAAUUUUACCACCCAAUUCGAUACACCACUACCUAAAUCAACCACAUCAGGUCAACAAACCUCGGUGUCAGUCCUUGAAAAAGGAACUGCCACCUUGGAAAAGACCCCUGGUUUUGCCGGAGUUCAAGUUUCACCAGUAUAUGAAACACACAGCACCUCUGUCGAAAUGAAAAUCUUGUCAUCGAGACCGGUUCAAGUCACUAUGGAGAAAGAAAACAGGAAUUCAGCAUCAAAUACAGACCGAAUUCAAACUGAAGAUGUGUCGGUUGAGGCAAAACUUGAUAGUGUUGAUACUCAAGAUGAGGGUGCUUCUACUAAUCGAAUUGAUAUGAAAGACUCUACUUUACAGAUCACAGCCGAAACAACAACGGCUGGAUCUCAGGUCACUUCAAGGGUGGCAUCAACAUCUUCAUCUGCACCCAGACCAUCUACGGCAACAAAAGAAAUUCAAAUUUCCUCCAAAUUGGUAGAAAAAGACACAUUAACGGAUGAGGUAAAGAAGAAGGACGCUGGUGUAACAGUUGACUUAUCAUCCAAAAAAGAGGUGGUAAAUUUCUAUUUGGAACAGCUGAAGAAGAAACCAAAGGUCAAUGCAAAAUCAUCUCAGUGUGACCUUCUUGUUGCUCCAAAAACGAAGGAUAUGGCAAGUGAAAUAAAACCAAAGGUACGAAAUCAACAGCAACAGAUAAAUCCAAAAGGAGAUAAUGAUGGUUCCCAGUACGACCAAGUGAAAGUGACCAGCAGCAGUACUCAAUUGUCCCUAGUCAAGCCUGUAUUGCAAGAUUUCUCGACACAAUCGAUUCCAUCCAUGAAAUCUACUGGCGCACUAGCAACGACUGAAGCUCGUGACAAAAUGUGCGAAGCAGACAUACCACAGGAAAGAGAAGAGAUAGUCCAACCUGAGAUAGUACAGCCUGUUCUGAUGGCCCCGACUUUCCUUCAGCCUGAGACAACCAAUGCUUCUAUGAACACGGAUAGUUUACCAAUAUCCUCUACUAUCGGUUCACAAAUUAAACCUGAAAUAUCAUCCCAGGCUUCAAUAGCUUUUCCAGACAUGGAGAGCACAUCGACAUCGACAGCACGUGUAGAUAUUGCAACAGAGAAGGUCCAAGCUUGCGCAACGGUUAAGGAGCUUGCCACAAAUACAGCUCAAAUAGAACUCAAGAGUACUUCUAGUUCGGCUGACAUAAAAAUUGUUCCUUCAACUUCUUCAAUCGGUGGACAGGUUGAUAUAAAAAACCCGGUUGCAGAUCAAGAGAGUCAAGUUCCCAAGACCGAGAUAAGGACAUUGGGAAGUAACACUGAGCAACCAGCCUCUACAAAGCAAUCUGCUUCACAAAUCCAGCCAUUUGGUGUUGAUAGUUCGAUGAAUACUGAGCAAGCAAGAAUAGAUGUGACAGCGGUCAACACGGUUUCACCAGAUUUUAGAAUCACCGAGGUGAAUACAUCCCCUGCACCAGAGAGGAGGAACACCUCUUCUCAGUUUUCGCUUCAGAGUACUACAUCUGCAGUAAUGGCUAUCCCUACCUUAUCUGAUGACACUACGCAAUAUGAGAGUUCUACUGUUGCAUCUGCGAUGAAUACCGAUAAGAUCAAACAGACUGACCAACAAUCACAUGUCAACUUUCAGUCUCCUGUUCAAACCGAGAAGAUUGUAAUGCAAGAGGUGCCAGCAGUCCAGUUCUCCACUCCUGUGUUUUCUCCACCGCUCACGGACACCGAAUCUCAAGCUACACCGGACCUGAGGAAUUCUGAAAGUAAUACCAGACUUAUUGAACUUGCAGAUUCUACAUCCCAAAUCCAACCAGCCAUGAGUACCACAAUGUCUGAAGCUCACCCAGAGACAGAACAUGUUGCUAUUGGAGUGUUCGUAGGUGGAAAAGACUUUGCACAGCAAGCUAAGAUAGAGGAUCAACCAACAUUAACCAGUGACUGUGGCUCAAACACAAUUCCUACCGAUGUAAAUGAUGGAUCUAGUAAUACUUCACCCCUACCUACUAGAGCAAAUAGUGGAUCUCAGAUAUCUGCAGCAACAUCUAUCGCAAAUAUUUUGGUUAAGCCAGAUGUUGAUGUGGGCUCUACAAUCACAACUUACAAUACGAAAGAUGGUUCAAGCAAUACUUCUCCCCUCCCAAAGUUAGCAGAUAGUGGAUCACAAAUUUUCAUUGACACAGCAACUGCAACAAUGACAGCUAAGCCACCAGUUGCUGAAGGAACAUCUAUUACGCAAAUCAGCGUCACGUCUAAUGAAACGCAGUAUGAAAGUUAUGUCACCAACAGUUCAUCAAAUACAAACAUAGUGUUGAACGUGGACAAAUCCUCGCUGGUAAAUAUACCCGAGGAAAUAAAAACAGAAAAGAUUAUCAUGCAACAAGCUCCUCCUGUAGAGUUUUCCCCUCCGGUUUUCUCUCCACAAAUUACCGAAACUGCAGCUCAGAUUACACCAGAGCAAAAAGAGUCAGGCUGCAACACAAUCUCAGUCAGCAUAAAAGACACACCAGCACAGGUCACACCAGAAAUGGCUUCAAUCAUGACAACAGUGCAACCAAGUACAUCAGAUAUGGCGUCCCAUGCGAGUGCAAGGAUCUCGGACUUCACUCAGCAGGCCAGAAUCACACCUGAGGCCUUAGAUGCCACUGUGCAAAUCAAGCCCAAUAUGACAACCACGAUGUCAACAGUGCAGCCCACGACAUCAGAGAAGGCGGCCCAUGUGUCUUCUCAGAGUUCAGACUUCACUCAGCAAGCUAAAAUUCAACCCGUAAUUGCAAAUGCCAGUGCUAACACCAUUGUCAAAGAAAUUAAAGAUGGAGCUAGUAACACUUCACCGCUUCCUGUGAGGGCACAUUGCUUUGUUAACACUGAAACUGUAGAACAUCAAGACCAAUCGUCCAUGGUGAAUAUUCCUACGGAGAUAAAGACAGAAAAAAUCAUCAAGGAAGUAGUUCCACCAGUUCAGUUCUCGGCUCCAGUUUUAUCACCGCCCAGUACUGAUUCUGAAUCGCAGAUUUCACCAGAUCAGGUUGACUCAAGCACAAACACUAAGCUCCCAGUUGCUCAGAAAGAUUCAAGUAGCAAUACCUCGGCUGUCAUCCUCAAAGAUGCACCAGUACAGAUAAAGCCGAAUAUGACAUCAACAAUGUCAACGGUUCAGCCGGUUAAAUCCGACAUGGCAGCACAUGCGAUCGCACAAAAUACAGACUUCACUCAGCAAGCUAAAAUCCAAGCUCAAAUCGCAGAUGCUGCUGCCAAUACCGAUGCUAAAGUUAUAAAAGAUGGAGCUAGCAACACGUCACCGCUUCCGGUGAGGGCACAUUGCUUUGUUAACACUGACGCUGUAGAACACCAAGACCAAUCUUCCAUGGUGAAUAUUCCUACGGAGAUAAAGACAGAAAAAAUCAUCAAGGAAGUAGUUCCACCAGUUCAGUUCUCGGCUCCAGUUUUAUCACCGCCCAGUACCGAUUCUGAAUCGCAGAUUUCACCAGAUCAGGUUGACUCAAGCACAAACACUAAGCUCCCGGUUGCUCAGAAAGAUUCAAGUAGCAAUACCUUGGCUGUCAGCCUCAAAGAUGCACCAGUACAGAUAAAGCCGAAUAUGACAUCAACAAUGUCAACGGUUCAACCGGUUACAUCCGACAUGGCAGCACAUGCGAUCGCACAAAAUACAGACUUUACUCAGCAAGCUAAAAUCCAAGCUCAAAUCGCAGAUGCUGCUGCCAAUACCGAUGCUAAAGUUAUAAAAGAUGGAGCUAGCAACACGUCACCGCUUCCGGUGAGGGCACAUUGCUUUGUUAACACUGACGCUGUAGAACACCAAGACCAAUCUUCCAUGGUGAAUAUUCCUACGGAGAUAAAGACAGAAAAAAUCAUCAAGGAAGUAGUUCCACCAGUUCAGUUCUCGGCUCCAGUUAUAUCACCGCCCAGCACCGAUUCUGAAUCGCAGAUUUCACCAGAUCAGGUUGACUCAAGCACAAACACUAAGCUCCCGGUUGCUCAGAAAGAUUCAAGUAGCAAUACCUGGGCUGUCAGCCUCAAAGAUGCACCAGUACAGAUAAAGCCAAAUAUGACAUCAACAAUGUCAACGGUUCAACCGGUUACAUCCGACAUGGCAGCACAUGCGAUCGCACAAAAUACAGACUUUACUCAGCAAGCUAAAAUCCAAGCUCAAAUCGCAGAUGCUGCUGCCAAUACCGAUGCUAAAGUUAUAAAAGAUGGAGCUAGCAACACGUCACCGCUUCCGAUGAGGGCACAUUGCUUUGUUAACACUGACGCUGUAGAACACCAAGACCAAUCUUCCAUGGUGAAUAUUCCAACGGAGGUAAAGACAGAAAAAAUCAUCAAGGAAGUGGUUCCACCAGUUCAGUUCUCGGCUCCAGUUUUAUCACCGCCCAGUACCGAUUCUGAAUCGCAGAUUUCACCAGAUCAGAUGGACUCAAGCACAAACACUAAGAUCCCGGUUGCUCAGAAAGAUUCAAGUAGCAAUACCUUGGCUGUCAGCCUCAAAGAUGCACCAGUACAGAUAAAGCCAAAUAUGACAUCAACAAUGUCAACGGUUCAACCGGUUACAUCCGACAUGGCAGCGCAUGCGAUCGCACAAAAUACAGACUUUACUCAGCAAGCUAAAAUCCAAGCUCAAAUCGCAGAUGCUGCUGCCAAUACCGAUGCUAAAGUUAUAAAAGAUGGAGCUAGCAACACGUCACCGCUUCCGGUGAGGGCACAUUGCUUUGUUAACACUGACGCUGUAGAACACCAAGACCAAUCGUCCAUGGUGAAUAUUCCUACGGAGGUAAAGACAGAAAAAAUCAUCAAGGAAGUGCUUCCACCAGUUCAGUUCUCGGCUCCAGUUUUAUCACCGCCCAGUGCUGAUUCUGAAUCGCAGAUUUCACCAGAUCAGAUGGACUCAAGCACGAACACUAAGAUCCCGGUUGCUCAGAAAGAUUCAAGUAGCAAUACCUUGGCUGUCAGCCUCAAAGAUGCACCAGUACAGAUAAAGCCAAAUAUGACAUCAACAAUGUCAACGGUUCAACCGGUUACAUCCGACAUGGCAGCACAUGCAAUUGCACAAAAUACAGACUUUACUCAACAAGCUAAAAUCCAAGCUAAAAUCGCAGAUGCUGCUGCUAAUACUGAUGCUAAAGAUAUAAGAGAUGGAUCCAGCAACACCUCACCACUUCCUGUAAGAGCAAACAUUGGUUCUCAAAUUCAGGCCGAAACCUCGACAACGUCUAUGAUGGCAAGACCAGUGAUUGCCGAUGAUUCUUCUAACACCAAAAUCAUUAUGCAUCAAGAUCAAGCUUCCUUCGCAAGUAUUCCAAUGGAGAUAAAGACUGAACAGGUUAUCAAACAAGAAGUUCCCCCAGUCCAAUUUUCAGCUCCUGUGUUCUCUCCUUCCAUAACUGAUUCUGAAGCUCAAAUAUCUCCAGAUCAGAUGGACUCGAGCACGAACACGAAAUUACCAUUAGCUCAGAGAGACUCUAGUAGCAACACAGUGACGGACGUAAAGGAUGGAGCAAGUAAUACAUCUCCUCUUCCGGUAAGGGCAAACAUUGCUUCGCAAAUCAAGGCUGACACGUCAAUUGCGUCGAUGAUGGCUAGACCAAUGGUGACAGAGGGUUCUGUUAAUACCAGUGUCCUGAAACAACAAAACCAAUCGAGUAAUACCUCACCACUACCCGUGAGGACUCAUUGUUUCGUUAACACUGAUGUUGUGGGGCAACAAGAUCAGGGUUUCAUGGUGAAUAUCAAACCAGAAACAGCAUCAAUAAUGUCAUCUGUCCGCCCUAUAAUGAUGGAUGCUGCAGCCCUCACCAUCGCCCGCUUUGAAGAUUUUACACAACAAGCUCGAAUCAAAGCUGACAUUAAAGACGCAAGUGGAAACACAGAUGUUACGGACGUAAAAGACUACGCUAGUAACACUUCCCCGCUUCCAGUCAGGGCGAAUACUGCUUCGCAAAUCAAGGCUGACACAUCGAUUGCGUCUAUGUCUGCCAGGCCACUUGUCACAGAAGAUUACACUGCAACAUUUCACAUUACAAAAUCCACUAGUGAAACGCAAUAUGAGAGUACUUCAGUCAGUAGUUCUAUGAACACAGUUUUAGUGAAACAACAUGACCAGGCUUCUCUGAUUAAUAUUCCCAUGGAAAUACAGACAGAACAAGUUAUCAAGCAAGAAGUUCCUGCUGUACAGUUUUCAGCUCCAACUAUGUCUCCUCCAGUUUCAGAAACUGGAUCCCAGGUUGCACCCGACCAAAUGGAGUCUAGUACCAACACAAAGCUCGCUACUGUCAAAAAAGAUUCGGGUGUAAACACAUCAGUCAGAGUCAAAGAUACACCAUCACAGAUCAAGCCAGAUCUGACCUCAACUAUGUCAACAGUGCAGCCUACAACAUCUGACAUGGCAGCCCAUGCAGUUGCACAGGCUGAAGAUUUCACCCAGCAAGCUAAGAUAGAGGAACCAUCUCCCGAAAUUGCUGAUGCAACUGCACAGGCCUCACCAAUUAUGACUUCUACAAUGUCAACAGUCCGACCAAGAACAUCGGAUACGGCCAGUCACGCAAUUGCCCUGGGUUCAGAUUUUAGUCAACAAGCUAAGAUCCAAGCAGAAAUUGCAGAUGCUUCUGCCAAUACCAAUAAAAUAUACGUAAAAGACGGUACUAGUAAUACUUCACCACGUCCAGUGAGGGCGCAUAUUGGUUCUCAAAUCCAGGCUGACGUAUCCUUUGAUUUUGCCCAACAAGCCAAGGUCCAAGCAGAAAUUUCAGAUGCAAUCGUCAAUACUGAUGUCACCAAUGUAACAGAGGAAGCCAGUAAUACCUCUCCUCUUCCAACGAGGGCAGCUGUUGGAUCUCAGAUCACCGCUAAAACUACGGCCUCGUCUGUCUCAGUCAGACAGACCGUUGCCGAAAGUUCAACAAUGACAUCUUUCAAAAAUUCAACGAGAGAGACACAAUAUGAAAGUAAAGCUAUCCACAGUGGGAUGAACACGGCUAUUACAGAACGAAAAGAGCAGUCUUCAUUUGUUAAUAUGCCUGUUGCUGUGAAGACGGAGGAGAUCAUACGCCAGCAGGUACCAUCUGUACAAUUUGCUCCAGCAGUGUUCCCUCCUCAGCUUACGGACAUUGCAGCGCAGAUAAAACCCGAUCAGAGUGAAUCAAGUACCAAUACGCAGUCUAAGAAAUUCAGAGACACUACAUCUCAGGUGAUAUCAACCACCCAAACAAAAGAUUCUAUGGCACAGGUUGUGGUCGAUCAAAGUACGUCAAGUAGUAAUACAAAUAUAAUUGAGCAAGCCGACUCUAACGUACAAGUAAAACCGUCAGUCAUAUCAACAAUGUCCACUAUACGUCCCACCACAGGGACAGUAUCGAUUUCAGCAACAGUCGAUGGCAGAGACUUUACCCACCAGGCUUUGAUUAAACAAUUUACACCUGAAUUAUCAGAUGCUGGAUCAAACACCGACAGGGUCGCUCUGAAACAUGAAGAAAGUAACACGAAAUCAGUUAUUCUUACUGAUGGGAUAAGCAAUACAUCUCCCCUUCCACAGAGGGCGUCAACUGGUUCUCAAGUUGGUGUUGAAGCGUCGACCUCAUCGAUGAUGGCCAAACCUGAUCUGAAGUCCUCGAAGACUUCCCCUAUUCUCGUAAGAAAGCAGGACCAAGCAACACAUGUCAAUAUUCCUGUACCUGUAUCUGUUACAGAGGAGAUAACGCGGCAAGAGGCUGUACCAGUAGAAUUUGCUCCUGUAUUUAAGCCAGAAUUUACAAACUCAGAGGCUCAGAUUCAACCAGUACAGACCGAUUCAAGCACAAAUACUAAACAAGUUGAAGUACGAGAUUCAACAUCUCUUACCGAAAAGACAGCCGUACAACAGUCCACCACCCAGAUAACUCUUCUACAGGCAAAUUCUAGUAGCAAUACUACAAUUGUUCAUGUUAAAAAUGCUGCUGCUCAGAUUGAAGGUCCCAAGACAAGAGACCUAUCUUCUCAGGUGAAGCCAGGUAGUUCCUCAGCAAUAUCAAUGGCAACUGUUUCACAACAAGAUGUUACCGUUCAGAUGGCGGAAAAUGUUCCUGUUAUCAGAGACACUGGUUCCAAUACUGCACAUGUUCAUUUAGUAGAUGAUUCGAGCAAUACUUCACCUCUCCCAACUAGAGCCAACAGUGCUGCACAGAUAUCAACAAUGACCUCUAAUUCCACCAUGAUGGCCAAGCCGUCAAUGGCAGUGGGUUGUACUUCUCCAAUACUCCAGAAGAAGCGUGAUCGAUCAUCCCAAGCUAAUUUACCAACUGUCACGACUGAAGAGAUUAUCAAAGUGGAACAGCCCACUGUUGAGUAUGCCCCGAUUAUUCUCAUGCCAGAGAUUGCCGAAAUUGGAGCUCAAGUUGAACCAAAUCAGAUGGAAUCGAGUACCAAUACAACGAAGGUUGAUUUGAAGAAUACUUCAUCGCAGAUGAAGGAAACGGAAGUCAAGGAAUCAAACACUCAGAUCUAUAAAUCAGUGUCACACACAAGCAGUAAUACAUUGAAUGUUAGUGUCACAGAUACCAUGACUCAACUUGAAAGACUAGAAAUGCGAAACGUGAUGGCACAAUCUUCGCCAACUACUGCAUCAACCGUUGCAUCCAUAAAACCGGAAACUGAGGAUGCUAGUACUAUUUCAGAGGUAGAAAGUAAAGACUUUACCAACCUGGCAGUAAUUGAAGAACCUUUGCCUGACAAUAUGGAUACAAGUUCAAAUACAGAUAGUGUGCCUGUGAAGGACGGGAUGAGCAAUACGUCACCUUUGCCCAAACGUGCGAAUAUUGGCUCGCAAAUUUCACUUACUACUGCGUCAACCAUAUCAUCAGUAAAACCAGAAACUGAGGAUGCUAAUACUCUUUCAGAGGUAGACAGCAAAGACUUCACUAACCAGGCCGAAAUUGAAGAACCUUUGCCUGACAAUAUGGAUACAAGUUCAAAUACAGAUAAUGUGCCUGUUAAGGACGGGAUGAGCAAUACAUCACCCUUGCCCAAACGUGCGAAUAUUGGCUCGCAAAUUUCGCUUAGUACUGCGUCAACCAUAUCAUCUGUGAAACCAGAAACUGAGGAUGCUAGUACUAUUUCAGAGGUAAAAAGCAAAGACUUCACUAACCAGGCCGUAAUUGAAGAACCUUUGCCUGACAGUAUGGAUACGAGUUCAAAUACAGAUAGUGUGCCUGUAAAGGACGGGGUGAGCAAUACAUCACCCUUGCCAAAACGUGCGAAUAUUGGCUCUCAGAUCUCCGCUUCUACGCAAGAUGAUACAACCUCGCCGAUUCUUAUGAGGAAGUCCGAUCAGGCUUCACAUGCAAAUAUACCUGACGUCAAGCACGAGGUAGUGAUUAAGCAGGAGGCGAUUCCAGUAGAAUUGGCACCCGUCUUUAAACUUGAGCUUGAAGAUUCAGCAUCACAGAUCGAGCCUGAUCAAAUGGACUCGAGUUCUAAUACGAAGACUCUUCUGAUCAGAGAUUCUUCAUCACAAUCUGACAAGUUGAACACAGAUGAUUCUGCCGCACAAGUUCGUCCUCUCACAGAAGCCUCAUAUUCGUCGACAGCUGUGAAAAGAUUCGAUUUCACCCAACAAGCUGAGAUUGAGCUAAAAGCACCAAGCUCUACGGAAACGGGAAUCAACACUGAUACAAAGAGAACGUCCAGUUUUAAAGUUCAGGUGAAACCAAUGUCCACAGCAGUGUCUGCAACUGCAAAGCCUACGUUAGGUGACAGCUUUAGUAACACCGAUCGUGUAGAUACUGUGACACAACCAACUCAAACAAUGCAUGAACCAAAUACAAAAGAGCUGGAAGUCCAAAAUUCGCCAAAUACAGUGGAACACAGUGCAGGCACUGUUCAUUCUCAAUUUUCGAGCUCACUAACUCAUUAUGACAUCACUUCGACCAAUAUUGCUUCACAAAUGAGGAUUCAGACGGCGAAUAUUUCAUUGACAGCACAGACACCAACACAGGAAUCGAAGACGGAUCCUAUAAUCUUGAAAAAAGCAAAUCAGAAAACCCAAUGUGAGCUCAUUUCUUCCGAGAUUUCAAUGAAUACCGAGUUUAUCCAAAAGAAAGAUCAAUCGAGCCAAGCUGAUAUUCCUUCACCUAUAACUGAAGAUGUAGUCAAGGAAGAUGCACCUGAGGUUGAACUACCCGCUGUCGUAUUCCAAGUUGAAAUGUAUGAUGUCGAAACACAGACAACCUCUACUUUUACAGAAAGUGGUACAAAUACAGCUGUAGUAAAAAUUAGUGAUACCACUCUACAGGUGUCACCUAUUACUACAAAUACAAGCAGUAAUACCGCUUCUAAGAAGAUCUCCGUAACUGCCGUAAAUACCAUGUCGCCUCCAGAAACGAUUGAAACAGCAUCACAGAUGGCGGUACGAACUGCAUCAGCUGCAAUGAUGGCAAAACCAGUUAUUCGUCAUGCGAACACGACUACAUCCACCAGGUACUUUAAAUCACAGCUUAUUCAGCAAGACAGAUCAUUCACUGAUGCUUCGGUCAAUACCGAAUCAGCCAAGAAAACAGAGAAAGCAUGUGAAGCAAAUAUGCUUACACCUGAGGAAGUUCGACCAGAAUACCAAGAUGCCCAGGCUCAAAUAGCUCCUGUAAUAUAUGAAAAGUGUUCUAAUACAUUAGUGAAGAACUUGACGAAUAGCCAAUCACAGUUUUUGGUGCCCCAGUCUUCUACAUUAACAAACACACCUAAACGACCGAGUACCGCGGAAAGUACAGCCCAAAUACAGCCAGAAACUGAUUCAACAUCAGCUCACGCCUUCGCUGAAAUGGGGGAAGCAUCAAUGUUUGCAGGUGUCGUCGCACAAGACUUUACACAACAAACUAUUCUGGACGAAAUUGGAACAACGGCAACAAAUACUCAGCCUGAUCCAGAGACCAUUGAAGCAACAGCUCAAGUGAAUCCUAACGUCACUUCAGUGUCAUCAUUGGCUCAACCAGUUAUAACGUCUGAGACGAGCAUUACGAAAGAGACACUUUUGUAUUCAUACCAGUCUCAAACAAAGGAAGUGAAAGACAGAAGCAAAACAGUUGUUAAGAUGAUCAACACAGGGGCACAGACAAAUCCAGUAACCAUUAUUGAUUUUGUUCCAGUGACCGUAGACUCGACCGUGCAAUACGAGACAAAAUAUUACUAUUCUGGGAUGCAAGCAAGAGUACCAUCCCUCCAACAAGGCAGUCAUGCUGUAGUAGAAAGCUUCUCAGAAUCUUCAACGACGGUUCCACGUGAAACUCAAGAUUCAUCAAACGACCCAAUUCUUAAAAAAGCGAUGGAUGAACCUUCUCAAGUUUUCCCCACUGAGUCCAGGAAUGUUAAUACUCAACACGAGACAAAGACUGAUACACAAUUCCUUCAAACGCAAAUUGAGCAACUGGAAAAAAUAACGUUCGCUUCAGUUGCUAAGGAAAUGAGUGUGCAGGAAUCUCAGUUUGUAACAGAGACUCAAGCUUCUUGCUUCCAAUCUUCACCAGAUAUUUUAGAUGCUACCACGUCAAUAGAUGUUACAGAUAAGGAUGAGACACAACAAGCAUCCCCAGCGCUUAGAGAAGGUCAUACUGUUAUGGCUGAAGUCAAAACGUCUAUUGCAUCAUCGCAACACAAGUUGUCAACGGCUGAAUCAUCCAUUCAGGCACAAGUAAAACGUCUUGAGAAAAUAACAUUUGCAGAAUACGACAAAGAACUGAAGGAACUUGGUCUUCAAUGGUCAACUAAAGUAAACAGUGAGGGUUCACAGUUCUCUCCUGAAAUGCAUGAUGGCUUUACUGAUUCAUCUCAUGUGGAUGUUAGUAGCACUGAAUGUCAGGUUACGAAUGACGUGAAUGAGAGAUCUUCAAUGACUGAAAUGACACUUGAGGAUAUCGAAAGCUUGCUGAACGCUGUUAAGAAAAACAUCACUGACACAAUCAAAGAAGAAAUGGUUGUACCAACACUUGCUAAACCAGAAGAAAUGGCAUUUGAUCUUGAUGUUGAGACUGAAGACACUGGAAUCCAGACACUCCUUGAAACUAUAUCUCGCAGCGCAAGCCCUAUCCUGCAAGAAAUGAAGAAUAUGGCGAUACAGUACGAAAAAGCCUUUGAAAUUAGGCACAAAGAGUUGACAGUAAUUCCGGAUACACUCGAAGAGGCAAUCAAUACAGCUCGGACUGAAUUGGAAUCUGCAUUGACUCAGCAUGGAAUUGCUUCAAAGCAUGCAGCAUUCCAGGCAAAAUCGGAUGUUUCAGAAGUUUCGACAUGGAUUCCACAUACACAAUUGAAGGAACAAUCUACACAAGAAACUAUGAAGCGUGUAUUUGGGCAGGUACAGGUAGCACCUGCAUCGGCGGAAAGAGGAAUAAUGCCGGAGAAACAGCGACUUGGGAAAGCAUCUACUCAAGCAUUCAUGGAAGUGUCGCCAAAAUGGACUCAGUAUGACAUCGAUAGACCUUCAUCGGGUAUGCAGGCAGGAGUUGAUCAAACAGAUGGGUGGUUCCAAACGAAAGAAUACAAGCAGCCUGUCUUUGAGCCCAUACAACAAGAACAGCAAAAAGAGGAACACUAUGAGUUUUCCUUACGUCCGGAAUGCAUCAACGCUGAGAUUCAAACAGACCCAGUUAUCAUCAAGUCAUUUGAUGAUAAUGACGACAUGGAGACUGAAACGGAUGCAGAUAGCGGUAUUGAAAUAGACAUGCAAACUGACCCUGUUGUUGUAAUGACGGAGCAAGAAUAUGAAGAACUUAUCUCGAGGCCUAUUUCUGAAGAUACCGUCUCACAGACGCCAAAGGUGCUAACUCAACCUUUCACGCACCAAUUUCUAACAUCCGGUCAGACUGAGCCUACCCAAACGCAUCUGUCAACAUUGGCAGGAAGCACAAUGACAAAUGAUAUGAAAUUCACACUCCAGUCCACCCAGACCAAAUCAAGCGCAUCCGCGGAUACCAAGACUCAGUAUGAAUCGAUCUAUGAUGAAAAGAAUACACAAAUACUUGUCCACCGUGCGGAAGGUUAUACAGAAAUGAUUCCAAGUAAGUUUCCAACACUGCUACAACAGACAUAUGAGAUGGAGGCAGCUAGCAAGACAAUGUUUACCCCUGUUGUGUCCCAUUCAGACCGUGACCAACAAACUGUACCUGAAAAGGCGGAACAUAAAGCUAUUUCCCCUACUAUUACACUUGGGAGAAGUGAAGUGACACAGACAGGCUCAGUACAAACAUUAGAAAGUACUACCCUCUCAGUGAAGACUGAAACAUCAUACAUCGGAUCCCAAACUGAUGUCCCGACAAUGAAAAGCCGCGACAAUCAGUAUGAUGUAGUUGGCACAGACAUCGAAUUGCAGACACGCAUUUCAGAAAUGAAUUCAUUUACUACCAGCACGGAGACUGAUGUUGAUCACUAUGUAUCCCAGACGAAGGAAACAGAUGUACACGACUCUUCAUCUUGGACCGAAGUUACGUCUUACCCUGCUUCUGGUACACAAACGGACGAGUGUCCAUCUGAAAUACUCCAGGAAGUAAUUCAUCUCCAGUCUGUGGAACCGGUGACAUAUGCGCCGGUUGAACUGAUGCUUCCUGUAGCAGUGACAGAUUGCCAGACCCAAACAAUAGAUACAAGUGCAGUUUCACACCAAACAGAUACUCAGAAAACAAUUGACCGUGGUGGUAAUGCAUCUUUAGCAGAAGUUUCUAAUGCUGGAAUGAUGGCUACCGCAAAUACGACAAGUGUGCCGGCUCAGGAUAUAAUCGAAAUAGAUAUGGCGGAAAAUCAGACGACCGUGCAAGUGACAGAUACGGCUUCUAGCCCCAUAUUCGGAAGAAAAUCUACAGCAGAAAAAAGUGUCCAGCAGCAAGUUGAUAACUCCAAUUCAAGUGCCCAAACAAAGAACAAAGAUUAUCAAACAAAGCUUACAUCAACUGAAAAGACCAUGAAUGAUUCAUCUAUACAGACUGAAAUACCGAUGGUUACUAUCAUUGAAGAAGCUGUGAAACCGGUUCAACUUACUCUGGAACGUUCUCUGCCGAAUCUUUCAGCUCUUAAGCCAGAGGUAGCUGACUCUUCGUCACAGACAACAGGAUUUGAGACUUCUGAUAGACAAGCAGCGACCAGUCCCGUAACGACUUUAGACCGCCAAUCGGCAACGAGUCCUGUAACUAUUUAUGAAACAGGAUUACAGCAUGAAACGCCAAAAUCAGAGGAUAGGUUCAUAAGCACAUUCCAAACUGCUCUCUUAGAAAGCGUUGAUCAAACAAGAAUUAUUGACAUCGAUCACAAACCUUCUCAGGCUCAGCCUCAAAUGACGAAUAUUCGUACUCAAGCUGGUGUUAAUCUAUCCAGUGCCGUUACCCAGGCAAAACCAAACACAUUCGAGGCAAAAUUACAAGUUAUUCCAUUGAAGGUUGCAACAAAGGAUUCGGGCAUCCAGCAUGACACUGAAAUGCCACCAUUGAAUAACUCUACAUGUCAAACUGACUUCGAGGAUAUUCCAUUUGAAGAGAUAGUAGUGGUCUCACAAGCAAAGGUCGAAAAUGAACCUUUCUUUAUGGUGCAGGAAACAGCUGAUUUCACAUGCCAGACAGCUGAUGAAAUAGAAGAACAUGCAUUCAAUACAGAUCCCAUCCAGCACACAGAUUUCCAUGACCAAACUAUGUCGAAUUUGAUGCCGAGGUCUUCCUCACCGGUUGUUCAAGAUGUAGUUAAUCAACCAUCCCAGACACCUGCACAACAGAAGACACCCACGAGGGACUCAACUAUCCAGCAUGAUGUGAAAUCGAAGGAAUCAUUGACACAGACUGCAUUACAAACCAUGAUGAAAGCGUUUUCGCCAAUGUUACCUCGUUCUGCAGUAAAGGAAGCACAAACGCCAGAUGGAGUAAAGGUCGUAGUUGAUACGAAGUUAGUACAGUCUACUCAAAUUGGUCAUGAGCAAUCAAGCCAGUCAGCGAUUCCAACUGCAGAAUUGGGAACAUCAACAGUACUACCUAAAAUGGUAAAGAUAGAUACACAAACAAUUAUUGAACCUGUAACACAAUCAUCAGAGUCAUUAACCCAGUACGAGCCCUCAUCUUCACAUGUGCAUAAUCAGACGGCAUAUGAUGUAAAACAAAGAUCAUCAUCAACCGUUCAAACCCCUGCUGCUGAUGUUUCUUCUCAAAGUGAUUUACUUGGACACGGGAAAGAAUCACAGACAUUCAUGGACUCCAUUGCAAAAGCAAUUUCACCCAUGCUUCCUCGAGCAAUGAGCCAAGCUCUGCAGACUCGUGGCGAACGAAAGCAAGUAAAAGAAGCUUCAUCACAACAUGACACACAAAGAGAAGCCACUGCUAGCCAGUAUAUUUCAUCAAAUCAAGACAACGAAGUCCAGUUCCUUGCUUCAUCAGCCGAUCAAUCAUCAUCUCCACUGAUGACUUCAAAAUUAGAUCACAGUUUGCAAACGCUUCGACAACACAGGGAACAAACUAGCACGCAAAUUGAUCAAGUGAGUCAACACAAGGCCACUCAGUUGGAAUUUAAAUUGAAAGAUGCAGGGACUGAAAGCAGGGUUAAUAUUGCUCAAGGUUCAACUCAACAAGAUUUCAAAAUGGGAAACAUAACUACUCAAUCCGGAGUGGAACAAGAUGAUAUUUCCAAUCAAUACCAAGUGAACCUGGAUGAUUCAGGGAGUCAGACACCCGGUAAAAGUGCCACUGAAACUUCUACAUUAACACCACAAUCCUUGUCAAUUGGUUCCCAAACAUUGACAGAAGAAAUUGUUGUCACUACUCCUGUAGUACAGGAGUUUGCACCUAUUAUGCCACAGAUUGUGACAUUGGAAUCAGAACCACCUCGAAUGACAACCAGCACCUCUACACAAUACGAAAGAGUGCCCAUUGUUCCAAAGGUGUCUUCUCCAAUAAUUAUACGAGCAAAUGACAACGAGUCUCAGACAACAACGAAAGUAAUUCGUGAAUCACACAUUCAGACCAAGGUCAAAACUAUCCAGAGAGCAUCUUCACCCAUUAUGAUGCAACAAGAUGAUCAUAUCACUCAAUACCAAUCACAUGUUACCAACACGUCCACAACGUUCCAAUCACAUACCGAGAAAUUAGAUCAAGCUUCACAGCAUGAACUCAAAUUGGACAAUAGGGCUACUGGAAUAGCCAUUUCCCUGGGAGAUGUUUCUACGGAUUACGAAACGAAAGUGGAAAAGAAGUUCACUGAAUACAAAACCACAUUUGCCGAAUCUCCAUCGCAAACAACUGUCGAAAUUUUUGAUCAAGCUUCUUCUCCUCGUCUCCUCCGUGCAUCUCAUCAGAUUCAACAAACUCCCCCUGUUGUUGCAGUGCGUAUGAAGACUGCUGUUUCACAACAUGUCUCUCAUACAGAACAAAAUACAACCCAAUGUAAGGUUUCAAACCGUGAUGGCACAAGCCAAGUUGAACAGAAUAAAGAUGAAAUGUCUGCUCAGUAUGAGAAUAUGACGGAGGACAACGAAGCGCAGUAUGUUUUCGACACAUCUCAUUCUACAACUCAAUACGAAGUUAUUGGUAAGGAUACUGAAACCCAGCACGGGAUGAUGCAAGAAGAUGCCAACACUCAAAGCAGUGCUGAACUUAGCCCAGCUGGACACCAAACAGUCAAUGUACUAAGCAACCAAGCUUCGUCUCCAAUCCUGUCAAGGGUAAAUAAUCAGUUGCUUCAGACCCCUCUCCAAGCAGGAAAAACGAAACGAACAAUGUAUACUCAGUUUGAUAAGAAGGGUGCUGAGAUAUCUACUCAGUAUGAAAAGGCAAGUCAAGAGAACACCUCUCAGUAUGAAUUCAAACAAACAGACAGUGAUACUACGUUCGAAGUGAAGAUGAACGAAACUACAACACAGUAUGAACUGAAACAACGAAGUACUGAUACCCAAACACCUGCGUAUCCUGUUCCCGUGGAAGAUGCCAUUCUGCGAGAAAUUGUUGCUCCUGUUCAACAUGCUGCUCCAAACUUGCCACCAGCUAAGUCAGACAAUUGGAGUCAGUAUGAAAGAAAUACGGCUAGUACCACGAUACAAUAUGAUCCUCAGACGCAGGAAAGCUCCAUGCAACAUCAACUUAAUGAGCAGACUGGGUCAUCACAAUAUGACACUCAACAACAUGAAUCUACAACGCAAGCAGUCAUAGAGAAAGAUCUAUUUGCCGGUCAGACCAAACUUGAGACACAACAGCAAGCUUCGUCUCCUAUCCUACGUCGUGUUGCCAGUCAGGCACUUCAGUCACCUAGACCAGAAAGCAUAGAAAAGAACGAUGGAUUCACACAAUAUGAAACCAAACAGGAUGACAUGUCUACACAAUACAAUGUAAAGACAAAAGAUUAUGCGAGUCAACGUGAUGUCAAGCAUGAUGACAAAGUGACACACUAUGAUGAUAUGGGCCAGGAAGGGUCGGCACAGUACGACAUAAAUGCAACAUCUAAAGGUACGACGCAGUAUGAAGUGAACAUGCAGAGCUCAGACAGUCAAACACCCGACUAUCCGAUUCCUGUUGAAGAUGCUAUUCUGCGGGAAAUUGUUUCCCCUGUCCAACAUGCAGCACCAGCUUUACGACCACCAAUGAUAGACGGCUCUAGUCAGUGUGAACGGAUAAUGGACAACACCACGACUGACUACGAUUUAAAGAUGCAAGAAAGUUCGGUGCAACAUAAGCUAGAAGGGAAAGAUAGAGCUACACAAUAUGACAUUCAACAACAUGAAAAUACAACCCAGUCUAUUACAGAGAAUCAAGCGACUGCGAGCCAAUCCGUGUUGGAAACCCAACAAAAUGCCUCAUCUCCUAUUCUCCGCCGUGUUAACAAUCAAGCACUUCAGACACCUAAAUCAAAGGGUGUCGAGAAGAGCGAUGGAUUGACACAGUACGAGCUUCAAAUGGGUGAUUCUUCCUCACAGGCUAUUCAUGAAGGAAAAGAUGGUUCGACUCAGUCAGUACUCUCAGUUGCUCCUGCUCAAGCACAAUACGAAAGUUCAGCCAUUGAUGCAAAUCCUCAAUAUGAAAGGAAAGAUGAGCAGAUGUCGACCCAAUAUGACACUAUGAAAGAAGAAAUUACUACGCAGUACCGAAGGCGCCAAGAGGAUGGAACAAGUCAAUACGAAAAUGAUGUCACUGAUGGAACUUCUCAGUAUGACAGGAAAGGAGAGAUUGCUCAGACCCAGCAUACAUUACAGGGCAUUGACAGCGUGUCUCAGUAUGAGAAAAUGGAACAGGACGGUACAACAACUUAUGUCAACAACGUACAGGAGAGACCAACUCAGCACGAUGUGCACAGCCAACUGUUUGGAAGUCAAACUGUUUUUGAAGCACAGCAGAAAGCUUCUUCCCCAAUCCUUCGUCGCGUAAACACUCAGGAACUUCAGACUCCUUCGCCCAUCGAAAUCCAGAAGAAGAAUGUAUUAACAGGGAAUGAACUUACACAAAAUGAUUCAUCCUUGCAGUUUGUGACGACUGUUGCUUCUGUCCAGACUCAAUACCAAAACUCGUCUUCUGAAGGAACUACACAGUAUGAAAUGAAUCUGCACAGCUCAGACAGUCAAACACCCGACUACCCUAUUCCUGUUGAAGAAGCUAUUCUGCGGGAAAUCGUUUCCCCUAUCCAACAUUCAGCACCAGCUUUACCACCACCAAAGAUAGACGGCUCUAGUCAGUGUGAACGGAUAAUGGACAACACCACGACUGACUACGAUUUAAAGACGCAAGAAAGUUCGGUGCAGCAUAAGCUCAAAGGGGAAGAUGGAGCUACGCAGUAUGACAUUCAACAAAAUGAGAUUUCAACCCAGAUGGCUACAGAAAAUCAAGCGACUGCGAGCCAAUCUGUGUUGGAAACCCAACAACAUGCCUCAUCUCCUACUCUCCGCCGUGUCAACAAUCAGGCACUCCAAACACCUAAACCAAAAGGAGUCCAGAGGAGCGAUGGAUUGACACAGUACGAGCUCAAAAUGGGUAAUUAUUCUUCACAGGCUGUUCAUGAAGGAAAGGAUGGUUCGACUCAGUCAGUACUUUCUGUUGCUCCUGCUCAAGCACAAUACGAAAGUUCAGCCAUUGAUGCAAGUCCUCAAUAUGAAAGGAUUGAUGAGCAGAUGUCAACCCAAUUUGACACUAUGAAAGAAGACAUUGCUACGCAGUACCAAAGGCGCCAAGAGGAUGAAACAAGUCAAUACGAAAAGGAUGUCACUGAUGGAACAUCUCAGUAUGACAGGGAAGGAGAGAUUGCUCAGACCCAGCAUACAUUACAGGGCAUUGACAGUGUGUCUCAGUAUGAAAAAAUAGGAAAAGACAAUGCAACAGAAUAUGUCAAGGAAACACAGGAAAUACCAACACAGCAUGAGGUGAAAUAUCAGUUGUUUGGGAGUCAAACCAUUUUUGAAACACAACAGCAGGCCUCGUCUCCUAUUUCUCGCCGAGUAACUAGUCAGGAACUUCAAACUCCCUCGUCCAUCAAAAUUGAGAAGAAGGAUGGGUCGACACAGUACGAUAUUAAACAUGGUGAGACAUCCUCACAGGUCGUUCUUGAAGGAAAGGAUGGUUCGACGCAGUCAGUACUCUCAGUUGCUCCUGCUCAAGCACAAUAUGAAAGGUCAGCCAUUGAUGCAAAUCCUCAAUAUGAAAGGAUUGAUGAGCAGAUGUCAACCCAAUAUGACACUUUAGAAGAAGACAUUGCUACCCAGUACCAAAUGCGCCAAGAAGAUGGAACAAGUCAAUACGAAAGGGAUGUCAGUGAUGGAACUGCUCAAACCCAGCUUGCAUUACAGGGCAUUGACAGCGUGUCUCAGUAUGAGAAAAUGGAACAGGACGGUACAACAACUUAUGUCAACAACGUACAGGAGAGACCAAGUCAGCAUGAUGUGCACAGCCAACUGUUUGGAAGUCAAACUGUUUUAAAAACACAGCAGAAAGCUUCUUCCCCAAUUCUUCGUCGUGUGAACACUCAGGAACUUCAGACUCCUUCGACCAUUAAAGUCCAGAGAAAGGAUGCAUUAACAGGAAAUGAACUUAAACAAAAUGAUUCAUCCUCGCAGUUUGUGACGACUGUCGAUUCUGUCCCAACUCAAUACCAACCCUCAUCUUCUGAAGGAACUACACAGUAUGAAAUGAAUCUGCACAGCUCAGACAGUCAAACACCCGACUACCCUAUUCCUGUUGAAGAAGCUAUUCUGCGGGAAAUCGUUUCCCCUGUCCAACAUUCAGCACCAGCUUUACCAACACCAAAGAUAGACGGCUCUAGUCAAUGUGAACGGAUAAUGGACAACACCACGACUGACUACGAUUUAAAGAUGCAAGAAAGUUCGGUGCAACAAAAAGUACUAGAGCACGAUGGAGCUACGCAGUAUGACAUUCAACAACAUGAAAUUACAACCCAGUCUAUUACAGAGAAUCAAGCGACUGCGAGCCAAUCCGUGUUGGAAACCCAACAACAUGCCUCAUCUCCUAUUCUCCGCCGUGUUAACAAUCAGGCACUUCAGACGCCUAAAUCAAAGGGUGUCGAGAAGAGCGAUGGAUUGACACAGUACGAGCUUCAAAUGGGUGAUUCUUCCUCACAGGCUAUUCAUCAAGGAAAAGAUGGUUCGACUCAGUCAGUACUCUCAGUUGCUCCUGCUCAAGCACAAUACGAAAGUUCAGCCAUUGAUGCAAAUCCUCAAUAUGAAAGGAAAGAUGAGCAGAUGUCGACCCAAUAUGAAACUAUGAAAGAAGAAAUUACUACGCAGUACCAAAGGCGCCAAGAGGAUGGAACAAGUCAAUACGAAAAUGAUGUUACUGAUGGAACUUCUCAAUAUGACUGGAAAGGAGAGAUUGCUGAGACUCAGCAUACAUUACAGGGCAUUGACAGCGUGUCUCAGUAUGAGAAAAUGGAACAGGACGGUACAACAACUUAUGUCAACAACGUACAGGAGAGACCAACUCAGCACGAUGUGCACAGCCAACUGUUUGGAAGUCAAACUGUUUUUGAAGCACAGCAGAAAGCUUCUUCCCCAAUCCUUCGUCGUGUAAACACUGAGGAACUUCAGACUCCUUCGCCCAUCGAAAUCCAGAAGAAGAAUGUAUUAACAGGGAAUGAACUUACACAAAAUGAUUCAUCCUCGCAGUUUGUGACGACUGUUGCUUCUGUCCCAACUCAAUACCAACCCUCAUCUUCUGAAGGAACUACACAGUAUGAAAUGAAUCUGCACAUCUCAGGCAGUCAAACACCCGACUACCCUAUUCCUGUUGAAGAAGCUAUUCUGCGGGAAAUCGUUUCCCCUAUCCAACAUUCAGCACCAGCUUUGCCACCACCAAAGAUAGACGGCUCUAGUCAAUGUGAACGGAUAAUGGACAACACCACGACUGAUUACGAUUUAAAGAUGCAAGAAAGUUCGGUGCAACAAAAAGUACUAGAGCGCGAUGGAGCUACGCAGUAUGACAUUCAACAAAACGAGAUUUCAAUCCAGAUUGCUACAGAGAAUCAAGCGACUGCGAGCCAAUCUGUGUUGGAAACCCAACAACAUGCCUCAUCUCCUAUUCUCCGCCGUGUCAACAACCAGGCACUUCAGACGCCUAAAUCAAAGGGUGUCGAGAAGAGCGACGGAUUGACACAGUACGAGCUUCAAAUGGGUGAUUCUUCCUCACAGGCUGUUCAUGUAGGAAAAGAUGGUUCGACCCAGACAGUACUCUCAGUUGCUCCUGGUCAAGCACAAUAUGAAAGUUCAGCCAUUGAUGCAAAUCCUCAAUAUGAAAAGAAAGAUGAGCAGAUGUCAACCCAAUAUUUCACAAUGAAAGAAGACAUUGCCACACAGUACCAAAGGCGCCAAGAGGAUGGAACAAGUCAAUACGAAAAUGAUGUCACUGAUGGAACUUCUCAAUUUGAUAUGAGAGGAGAGAGUGCUCAGACCCAGCAUACAUUACAGGGUAUUGACAGCGUGUCUCAGUAUGACAAAACAGAACAAGAUGAUACAACAGAAUAUGUCAAGGAUGUACAAGAAAGGCCAACACAGCAUGAGGUGCAUAAUCAGUUGUUUGAAAGUCAAACCGUACUCGAAUACCAACUGGCUGUCAGCCAGACGGAACUAGAGUGUCAACAGCAAGCGUCCUCUCCUAUCCUUCGUCGUGUGACCAACCAGGCUCUUCAAACUCCUAAAUCGAAGGAAGUCCUGCAGAAUGAUAUUUUGACAGAAUAUGACCUCAAGAAUGAUGACAUAUCUACCCAGCUUGACGUCAAAAGAGAAGAUUCUACUACACAAUAUAUACAUGCACCUGAAAAUGCCGAGACACACUGCGGCAUUAUCGGACAAGAGACUUCGACACAAUAUGAGAAAAAAGAUGAAGAUAUUUCGACACAGCAUGGGUUAGGUGGACAGAAUACCACAACUCAAUCUAGAGUUUCAAUUCAAGAUACAGCAACUCAGCAAGAACGAAUUUCAAAGGAUGAAUUCACGCAACAUAGAGCGGAUAAGAAAAGCACACUAACUCAAAAUGAAGUCAAGAUAUCGGAAACAGCGGCGUCUCCUCUCCUUCGUCCGAAAUCGAGCCAGAUUGUGCAGACACCAAAGGGUCUUAUAGAUGGGAGCAGUCAGUAUGAGGGGAGUACACAUGAAAUCGCUAGUCAAUAUGAGGGAUCAAGGGAAGGUGCUACCACUCAAUCUGAUAUCACCGGCGUAGUAGGUGAAACACAAUAUCAAAGAAGUGUAAAUAAUGCUGAAACGCAGCAGACACCAAAGUCUACAGAAGUAGAAAAGAUCAAUGAGUUAACGCAACACGAGAUUGAGCAGGGAGACUCAUCCUUGCAGUUUAUCCCAGAGCAAACAGAUGGUUCAAUCCAGUCCGUGUUCGCCGCUUCAUCUGUCCAAACCCAAUAUGAGAGUUCAACCAACGAUGCAACGUCUCAGUAUGGAAGACAGGGUCAACAUAUAUCAACACAGAACGACCAAACAAAGACAGAUACAGUGACUCAGUAUGAGAGCCGUUUAGAAGAUGGAACCAGCCAGCAUGACGUUGUUGUUACUAAUGGAACUUGUCAGUAUAUCGGAAUAGGUAUCGACAGUACUUCUCAAUACCAGAGAGCUGUACAGGAUGUUCCUACCGAAUAUAUGAAGGACCAACAAGGGAGAUAUACUCAACAUGAAUCAGAGAGUAAGUUAUUUGCAAGUCAAACAGUCAACCAGACACAGCAUAAGGCUGCAUCUCCAAUCCUUCGUCGAGUAACCAGUCAGGAUAUACAGACCAAAAAUCAAAUGGCAACACAAGAAAGUGCGACCCAGGAUGAACUCAAACAGAUGGAUAGCAACACAGGAUACCAAUCAAAGACUGGUGACAGACCCUCCCAGUCUGAAGUGAUUAUGCAUAGUACUGAUACUCAAACACCCGACUAUCCUAUUCCUGUUGAAGACGCUAUUCUUCGAGAAAUUGUUUCUCCCGUCCAGUAUGCAGCACCUCAAUUACCACCACCUAAGAUGGAUGGUUCAACUCAGUACGAAAAUAAGAUGGAAAGUGCAAUGAACCAGUAUGUUCCCAAAGGUCUUGAAACUGCAACCCAACUCGUAAUAAAUGCGCAAGAUGAAGGUACAGACUACCAAGUUCAACAUCAAUCUAACACAACACAGUCCUUGGUUGAAAUUCAACCUUUCUCUAGUCAGAUCGAACUGGCGACACAGCAGCAGGCAUCAUCCCCUAUCCUUCGUCGUGUAGCCAGUCAGGCACUACAGACCCUUGAACCCGAUAAAAUUCAGACAAGCGAUGGAUUUACACAACACAAGCUAGAACACGAUGAAGUAUCCACUCAAAUUAGAGUAAAGGCAGAAGACUCAUCCAGUGAAUAUGUUCUUAAUCAAACCCAUAAGCGAACGGAUUAUGAUCGUGUAGGCCAAGAAAAUUCAACACAACAUGAAAUAAAGGUAACACAUAUAGAAACUCAACAUGCAUCGAUAAUUCAAGAAUCUACUACUCAGCAUGAACCAUCCUUGAAAGACACAACCACCCAACAGGAAGCUGAUGCAAAAGACAUUCCAACACAGGUAGUUAUAAAUUCUCAACUCUUUGCCAGCCAAGCUAAAGUUGAGACCCAGCAGCAAGCUUCCUCCCCCAUUCUUGGUCGUGUCACAAGUCAGGCACUUCAGACUCCCGAACCCAAGGAAGCCUUGAAAAGCGACGAAGUGACUCAGUACGAACUGAAACAAGGGGAUGCAACUUCACAGUUUGAGGAGAAGAAGAUGGAGAAGUCAAGUCAGUAUGCCAAUGCAUCUUCUCAUGUUCCAACACAGCAAAGUGUUAUAAAUGAAGAUGGGACGACGCAGUACGAUGUCAAGUUGGGAGAAAAACCUACUCAAUAUGAAAAUAUUCUUAGGGACCUUCCAAUUCAGACCUCAACUGCAGGGGCGGAUCAAAUAUCAUCCCCAAUACUACCGAGAAUCGCUGUGCAGACGUCCCAGACGCCUACACUAGCAACUGCGUUGUCAUCAUCACAGCAUCAUAUAGAAACACGAGACAACUCAGAACAGCACGUCUCCAAGAUGACAGAAGGUAAUACCCAAGUCCCGACCGUUCCGCAGAGAGACAGCGUUGCUCAAACCCAAUCAGAGAAACCACUCAAGAUGACUGAUAAUGGUACCCAAUAUGAACCACGACAAUCUGACAUAUCCUCUCAGUCUGAGAGAAUGAUCGCCAGGGAAGGCAUGUCUCAGCAUAUUCUCCACCAAAAGGAAGGGUCGACGCAGUAUGAAUCUAUCAGACGAAACUUGGAUUCCCAAACUGUCCCGCAAACAUCAAAUGCAUAUACUCUUACAGCUACAGUACAACCGGUACUUUUGACCCAAAUUACACAAACUCCUUCCGAGCCUGCGAAAAAAUUGACUGGACUUUCCACACAGACAGAUAAACCCAAGGCAACAGCAAGGUACAAUGUGGCAUCAUUUACGGAAAGAAAGUUACAAGAUGGCGUCACACAAAUCUGUCAGAUUGACAAAGACGUUGUCACCCAGGACAGUGUGAGCGAAACUGAUAGUUCAACACAAUCUCAACAGACUCUUCAUGAAAAUGCGACACAAUCUGAAUUCGUGAAUAUGCAACAAGCAUCAUCUCCGAUUCUCCCACGUUUAGCUACCAAAACUACUCAGGUCUCCGAGGUACCAACAAGUGAUGUUACAUCUGGUGUCCAAAAUGAUGUGCAAAAUGCGAGCACUGUAUAUGAGAGCAAACACCAAGAUGGUGCAACACAACAUGUCCUUAUCAAAGAUGACAAUGUUACUCAGUAUGAAAUGUCUAUGAAAGAUGCUAAUUCCCAGUUGGUGGUUGUAUCUGAUAACAAAUCAUCAUCACCUACACUGAGACGAGCUGCCAUGUCUAGUCAAACACAAGGUGAGAAGGUUACUGUCAUAACAGAGUCAUCAUCACAGUACUUCCAUGAUCUGGAAACGUCGAAUACUCAGGUUGACGUACAAGGAAAAGAAGGCACCAGUCAAUAUGAACUUAAACAAGAACAGAGUAUAACACAAUACACAGAGGAUCUACGUGAUGUACCUUCCCAAUCGACAGUUGAAGUGGGGGAUAUAACAACUUCAACCUCAGAUACCAGCAUUGCCCAUCAAAGUCUGCAGACUUCGAAACGGUCCAUGAUCGAAAGCAUGUCUCAAUAUGAAUCAGAAUUGCAAACUUCAGUUUCCCAAUCUGAGGUGGAAGGUCAAGAAAUGUCGUGCCAGUAUGACCAAAUACAUGGUGACACUUCAUCACAACAUAGCCCUGAUUCCACGGAGAUUACGACUCAGCAUGAAGUAAAUCAAGAAGAUGCCAUAUCUCAAAGUGUCAUUGACACUGACGAUAAGGCAUCAUCACCAAAACUUCAGCGACAUGCAAAUCAGCAGUUGCAGAUAUUCCCUACUGGUAGUGAUAGCGAAACCCAAUCUCAGGUGAGAUCAGAAGGAAUCAUUACACAGUACGAGAAAGAUGAACAAGACAGAGGAAGUCAGCAAGAAGCUCGCCAAAUGGAAAAUGCUUCCCAGUGUGUUUCAAUUAUCCAAUCUGACACGACAAUGCAAACUGUCCAAGAGGAACUCGUGGUCAAAGGUCAAAAGGGUAUGCAGCACGAGCCUGAGACUCUUGAUAAUUCUUCACAACAUAUUUCUAUUCAGAAAGAUGCCUCUUUGCAAGAGAAUAUUCAAUCAGAAACCACAACAACUUCAACUUCACUGCAACAGGUAACUGGUGUCAGCACCCAACAGGAGAGCUUCCUCUUAGAAUCGACAACUCAGUGUUUGAUAAGGCAGGAGGAUCAUGCUUCACUCACCACAAUGAGAACGACAACGGAUCAAGUACUUCAGACCCUUGUAGAAGAAAAACAACUGAAAUCAAGUACUUCAGCGCAGUAUGAAUGCUCAAAUGAAGACGAUUUUACUCAAUAUGAGGCCAGUGUAGUCGAAAAGACAACCCAUCUUGCACAAGAACUUAAAGAUACUAUGACUCAGUAUAUGAUGAUGUAUGGUGACAGUCAAUCUCAGACAGCAAUCUCAAGCUAUGAUCAGGAAGUAUCACCAAUACUUUCAUUGACAGCUCAAAGUGCAGCUCAAACGAUGGAAGAAAAGAAGAUUCUGACAUCUGAAGUCAUGACACAGCACGAAGUAAAGUUGUUGCAUCUUAUGAUUCAAACUCUAGAAGAUAAACUCUCAACCAUUGAUAGUAACACCCAGUAUGAACGACGAUCAAAUGAGAAGAUUAUACAACAUGAAAUUAAUAAUUUGGAUUCUUCGACACAAUUAAGUGUCAAACAGCUUGAUUCGGAUGCACAAACAAAGUUGAGCCUAGAACACGAAGCAACGUCCCCAAUUUUGUCACGGCACCAGAGUCAACUGUCCCAAACGCCUGUGUUUAAAACUUCGGCAACAGAUGUUGUGUCUCAAACUGAAGUAAAACAACAAGACACGACUACACAUACGGACACUUCUAAAGGAGAAGGAUGGACCCAGUAUGAAAUGAAACACACAGAUUCUGUGAGCCAGACGUUCAACAAGAACCUCGAACAUGGUAUUUCUCCAAUCUUCUCACCUGUAAGGAGCAAUGCGUCUCAAACACCACAGGAAAAAUCAAUUAUUAAGAUGAACAUAACAACUCAAUUUGAAAUGGAAAUGGGUGAGUCGAACACCCAAACAAAACAAAAGGUAGCUCAACAAACUUCUCAAAUCUUCUCUGAGAAAUCUGAUAAAGAUUCACAGACAUCCAAGACUGACCCUAAGAUCGACAGGAUGGGUCAAGCAGGAGGAAAGUUUACAGACUUGCAGAUGCAAACUGCAGUAAAUACUUCACCAAAGGCGUCGUCACCGGUUCUACAUCGAGCCAUUAGUAAGGACGCACAAACUCCAGUUAAGGAUGUGAUUCCUAAGGCUUCUCAGAUAAUUAGGUCUUCCCGUGAUUCAGCUACUCAUGCUACUUCAGAUCCGAAGACUGUUGAACGAGGAACAGAUAUACUUCAAGUUCAGCUAAGAACCGGUUCAACACAGGCCAAUCAACGAAAACCUGAAACAACAGACACUUCAGUUCAGCCUAAAAGAGCUGAAGUGACACACCAGAUGUUGGAAGUCACACCAAUUACUAUCAGUCACUCAACACCAUCUCCUUUAACACAAUACUCAACAAAACCAACCCAAGCUGACAUCAAAGUUAUUUCCAAAAGCACGACAGCACUGACGUCUCUCUCGUUGAAAACUUCAGCAACAGCAACAGCAAAAACUGCCAUGAAGAGUGCAAUUUCUCAAACUGAGGUUGCUAAAGUGUCAAAGGAAAUAGUCACCCAAGAAAUGAAAUUGGUAGAGCGAUCUUCGCUCACAACACCUGACACCAAAUCACCUGUAUUUGAAGCAUCUACACAACACAAAGUCGAUGUUCAAAUGGUCGAUGGUGCCUCAGGAACAAGCCCAGCUACUCAUGAAGGAAGUACUUUUACGCUUUCAAUUUCUGCGUCGGAACAGGCCUGUCAGACAGACAUGCAGAUAGAGGAAGAUGAGGUAAUUGAAAUUGUUUCUCAUUCAGAAGAGCUUGCACCCAUCACGAUACGAGGAGCCAAUCAUGUGGACAUGUCAACUGAAACCGAACUUUACAAUAGUGAAAGAGCAUCAUCUCCAUUUUCUGACGAUCUUGACGACGUACCAACACAGACAAGUACAGAAAUGCACUCUAUUGCAGUACAGUUUGACGAGCCAGACUUUGGUCCUAUGUAUGUGAAUACCGUUAGUUAUGUGCAAGAUGGCAGAGAAAGGCACACAGAAACACUGAUCGAACAGACUGCAGCAACUCCUGCACUAUUGGAACCUCUUCGUCUUGAUUCCCAGCAGCAAACCAUUCCCAACACUGACGAUGGAUUCACAGAAACGGUACAAACGGGCGUGGACUUUGGUGAGCAGUCCCAACCCCUAAGCAUCGACCAGGCCACAUUAACACAUUCAGGACAAAUGGUGUCAAGUGAGGUACAGGUCAGAAUGGGACACCCCUCAACAUUAACAAGAGACUCGGGAUCACAGCAUGCAUCAAGAGCUGUGGAUAGUUUUGUGCAGGCUGAUGCAAUGAUGGUUGAUGAAGGAAUUUCUACCGUAACGGUUCUUAAAUCGACAUCAACCGCUCAGUGUAGCCCUCCUGGAUCCUCCCAUACCUCACCAAAACUACAGCGAAAGGUCAUGGUUAAUGCAGAAACCAGUACGUUUGUUCAGUAUCGUCAGACUACUGACACGCAGACAUCUAAACCAGUUCGAUCAUCUUUGUCAACUCAAUUCCGCCCCAACAUGAAAAGUCAGGAAUCGCUAGCCAAUAUUCUACCAGAGAAUGCCGACGUAGGCACUGUAAUCAAACCACUGUCAUCAGACGCAGAUUCUUUGGCAAAAGUGGACCAAAGUUCAAACUCAGCACAAUGUGUUACAACUAUUGCAGAUACAGAGAGUCAGUAUGAACAACAAGACGCUGCUGAUAUGUCGGUCCAAGUUAUGCCAACUUGUGCAGAUCUAGGGAAUUCACCCAUCUUCAAACGGAGAGAGGUUCUUGUCUCUUCAACACAGACAGACCCGUUAUUUGCAGAUUUUAGCGAUGAAUUCGAAGAUGGAGAAUUCUUGGAUACACAAUCUGAUCGUGUCUCUUUAGAGGAAUUCACCUGGGACACAUUUGUUGACAAUUUGCAAGAGACUUUGGACGGACCAGUUGUUUCCUCAUAUGAAGCUCCUAUCCAACAGAUUAAUGUCAUUCAGGAAUUUGCUGAAAUUCCUAGAACAUGGGGAGUCGAUGCCUCUGCACAAAUUCACCCAACCCUACUUGAUAGAGGAACUGGAACAACAGGCUCAUGGAGACAUGACCGAGGAAGUCAAAUUCACCAGGUCUUUGCCAGCAAUUCAACUCAGAGCGAUCUUACGACAAGGGUGUUUAUUCAUUCAUCUACCCAGCAUAAUGAAGAUAUAAAGAUGACAACUGACGUGGCAAGCUCUCCCGUGUUUAAACGGAGGUCGGAGAAUGUUGUUUCACAAGUUGCUCCUGAGAUCUCCGAAGGUAGCACAUCUGUCUCUGCAGUACCGAUUGCUGAUAGUAAAUUCCAGACUGAACAGGAAUUAUUUAAUCAGUCAUCUCAAUACGUCAGCAUAUAUACUGAUCGUCCAUCCUCACCUCUUGACGUUUCUUCUCAUAAUGCCUCUCAAUAUCAAGGCAUUCAAACUUGUGAUACUGCCUCUUCACCAAUAGUGAUCAGGAAAGUGAGUGCAAAUGAUUACCAAACACAAGUGAUAAUACCAACCUCUGAAACCAUCUCCCAAUACCAUUCAGCUCCCUCAUCAGAUAAAGUUAGCUCACCGGUAUCUUCCAGAAGGUCAACCCUAGACCAUAGCACCACAGUGGACACAACUGCAGUAGACGUUGGGUCUCAAUAUUCGAAAGGUAUUAGAACGGAAAAGGUUAGCUCCCCUGUAUUCACAAGAAAAGCUGCAGUAGAUGGAAGUACAACCAUGAAACUGAUAGAAUCGAAAGAUGGUUCCGCUCAGGUAUCUCCUGUGACCUUAGAUGGAACAUCACAGCCUAUGCCAAAGAUAUUUGCGGACACUCAUACUUCUCCAAUAUUGCAAAGGAAAAUUUCCGUUGUAGAAGAAGGUACAAUUCCGUUACCACCUCGGCAUGCAAAGGACUUUACUACACAGGCUGCACCAGUGCGUGAAAAUAUUCCGACUCAGUCUUCUCCCAAGGGAACAGAUGCAAUCGCACAGGUGACGCCUGAAACUUUGGAUGGGGGAACAGCUAUGACGCAAAUGUUGUUAUCUGACGGAUCUGUUCAGAUUAAACAUGACGUCCGGGACCAUUCAUCUCAACUUUUGAUAGCCUCGGAGGAUGUAGCGGUCACGACAAUACCAUCUAUGAGCUCAAAUGUAGAAUCCCAAGUUAAAAGAGAUUUCGUAGAUGAAAGCACCUUUAUGAUUCAAUUAGAAGCAAAAGAUUAUAUUUCGCAAAUUGCUCCUACUGUUACUGAUGAAUCAUGUCAACACGUAAGGUCUCCCAAUACUAACAAGCUCAGUUCACCGAUUCUUACAAGGAAGGAAGUGUCUGAUGAAUGCACAUCAAUGAAACAGGUAGAAGACAAAGACAUUUCUAUUCAGAUGGCUCCAAGUUCAAGCGAUAGAAUAAGCUCUCCUAUUCUACAACGCAAGGAUGUCAUCGAUGAAUGGACAACGAUCGCUUCAGCCGAGUCAAAAGAUGUGGUAAUGGAAGCAUUCCCAGUAACGUCAGAUUCUGUUUCGCAAUCUCCAAAGAUUUCUUUCACGGAUCAAAUGAGUUCCCCUGUGUUAAUUAGGAAACAGGUCAUGGAUGAGAGUAUAUUGGUCUCAUCGCAGCCACUGGAUGCCAAGGACUUCACAACACAAGCAACCCCAACCAUCAUUGAAAAGAUUAAUUCACCUGUGCUUGUCCGAAGACAGUUAAUUGAUGGAAGCACUAUGGUAGAUCUUCUCGAAUCAAAAGAUGUUAAAACCGAUUCCAUUCCUACAACUACUCACACAUCUUCUCAAUCUGACCAAGUUGCGAUGUCUGACAAGCCCAGUUCACCGCUAAUGCUAAAGAAAACUGAUGAGGGUACAAUGAUGGUAGAACUCAAACCACACGAUUUCACAACUCAAGUCACACCCACUACAUCAGAUCGUGUUUCUCAACCAGCCAUAAGGUCUACAUUCGAUAAACCAAGUUCUCCGACAGUCAUCAGAAAGCAAAUUGCAGACGAAAGUACAAUGAUUUUACCACCUCCUGCAGAUGCCAAGGACUUCACAACACAAGCAACCCCAACCAUCAUCGAAAAGAUUAAUUCACCUGUGCUUGUCCGAAGACAAGUUAAUGAUAGGAGUACAAUGAUGGCCCUUCUCGAAUCAAAAGACUUUAAUGCCGAGUCCAUUCCGAUAACUACUCACACAUCUUCUCAAUCUGACCAAGCUACGAUGUCUGACAUGCCUAGUUCACCACUACUGCUGAGGAAAACUGACGAGGGUACAAUGAUGGUAGAACUCAAGCCUCAAGAUUUUACAACCCAAGUUACCCCCACUGUAUCAGAUGGUGUUUCUCAAUCAGGAAUAAGAACUUCAUUCGAUAAACCAAGUUCUCCUACAGUAAUCAGAAAGCAGAUUGCAGAUGAGAGUACAAUGGUGUCACCACCUCCUACAGAUGCCAAGGACUUUUCAACACAGGCCACACCAACUUCAUCAGAAAAACUUAGUUCUCCAGUUACCCAACGAAAGACCGUGGUCGAUGAAGUAACGAUCGCGAUAUUGUCUGAUGCUAAAGACUCUGAUACACAAGUAAUGCCAACCACCACGGAAAAGCUUAGUUCCCCUGUGCUGAUCAGAAAGAAUGUGACAGAAGAGGGUACGACAAUGCCAUCAUCAGAAUCAAAAGACUUCAUCACGCAGGCAACACCUGUUACAUCAGAUGGAGCUUCACAGUCCCUCAAGGAGAGUACGUCUGACAGACUGACGUCUCCGGUUCUGAUUCGUAAGGCCAUGGCCGACGAGAGCACACUCAUCCUUCCUAUACCUACAGACUCAAAAGAUUUCAACACACAGGUUACACCUACAUCCAUCGAGAUGGAAUCCCAAUCAACAGAGAAGGAUGUGUCAGAAAAAUUGAAUUCACCUGUCUUAGUGAGGAAAGUAGCUAUCAACGAAAGCACUACGAUAGAACCGCCUGCUGAGGCAAAGGAUUUCAGUACUCAAAUUUCAGCUACAACAGCUGAAUACGGAUCACAAUACAGUAAUGCAGCAUUAUCUGACAAACAAAAUUCUCCUGUUAUGGAAAGAAAGGUAACGGUUGAUGAAGGAACUGCAAAUAUAGUUCUUCAUGCGAGAGACUUUACAACUCAAGCUGCCCCAGCAGGAGUUCAUGAAUCUUCGCAAGCCAAAUGGAAGUCGAGUGAUGAAACAACGGUUACAAUGUCCUCAGAAGGUAAAGAUUUCACCACACAAUCUAAGCCUUCGACUUUGGAUACUUCGACACUUCCAGAAAAACUUCCUUCUCAUGAUGCAUCAAGUUCUCCAAUAAUCGUUAGAAAGGUUCAAGACUCGGAAUCGCAAAUUCAGUUAUCAACAAUUGAUGAAAGUACAGAAAACCUCAAAACUGAACUCGAUAGGGCAAUGCAGGUUCAACCUGAAAAUAGAAAUCAGUCAUCACAAUAUUUCAACAUGAAAUUGCCUAUUGACAUGAGUGUCCAACAGACAACAGAAAUGCAUGACUCAACGUCAUCUCCGAGAAAGAUUGAUUUCACUGACAGAGGUGCUGAAGUACAUCCAGUCACCAUCGGUUUUUCAAAUCAGCAUGCUGGAAAGCAAGAAAAGUAUGAGAAAUGUAACCAAGCAGAGGGGGAAGUUCUGAAGCAGGAAGUUCAUGUGGAUGAUAUCGUGCAUCCAACAAUUGUACAGCGCGUGGAUGCAGCUCCUAUGAUUGUACAGCCGACCAUUAGCUAUGCUGAACGACUGAGGCUACGAGAAGAGAUUCGAAAAGAGGCUAAGGAUGAAUUGAGACGUGAAAUCAAGGAGGAACUAAUAGAAGAAAUUCGUGAAGAGAUAAUAAAUGAAGUGCGAGAUGAUAUCAGAACCGAAUUCAUUAUUUCCAUGCACGAACCUCAACAGGGACCACUCAUGAUUACUAAAUCAACGAUUCCAGUUGAAACCAGACAAUUCAAUGAGACUGUCGAAGCCAAACCUUACAUGUUGCAUGAAAAGCAACAGGUCGAUGUCAAACAGAGGAAUUUUGGAAACCAACACAAAGCUCCUGAGAACGAGGAUGUAUCGUCCGUCGAAAAGAGUCUUGUAUCUGAGAAAGAACCUCCAAGCGAGGAGCUUGUGAGAACAAUUAGACAUGAAUUGCGGGAAGAAGUAAUCGAUGAAUUGACAGAAGAGCUGACUACUAGUAUAAGAGACCAACUUAGCCUCGAAUUAAAAGAGGAGUUUAAGGAAGAGAUGAGGGAGACAGUCAUGGAAGAGAUGAGGGAGGAGAUAUUUGACGACUAUAGAGAGGAAUUACUGGUUGAGUUUGCCCCUCGAAUUAAACACGAUAUUGAGGAAGAAGUGCGGGAAGAUUUGGAGGUGACAAUCAGAAGAGAACUUGAACCUCGAAUCCGUGAAGAAAUAAAAGAGGAAUACAUCCAGGAACGGGUCAAGGAACUGUUGGUAGAAAAUCUCAGUUUACAAGAACCGAAAGAGCCAGACAUCAAGACCAAGCCGCCUUCUUUUGAUCGAGGUACCUUACCGCCUUUCAGUAAGGCUACUGACAAUUCAACGGAAAUGCUCAUUGAUACCAAAGAUGCUGCUGUGCAGAUGGAGGAAAUGAGACCAGUGAAGAUUGAUGAGGUCUGCCAGACUCAUGUCCGAAACAGUAGCAGAGGUACAUCAACCACCAGAUCGGAUACAAAAGAAACCAAGACUCAAGUUCAUCCAACAACAGCGGACCGUGGAACUACACCGGCUAAACAGAACAACAUACAUUCGGCUUCUCAGACAGAAAUAACACAUGUAAAGCAUCAAGGCGGACAAAGCAUUCUAUCACCAGAACUUGUACACCAAUCACUCCAGGUGAUAAUGCGACCUCUGCAAACCCAUCAGACUGUGCAGGCAAAGUAUGAUGUCACUUCAAAGCAAACAUCAAUGACUGCAAGGCAAUACAACCCCGCAAGCUCACAAACUCAUUUGCCUCGACAGUCACGUGUUACUCAAUCUACAAUCCCUCAAAAGGUGUUUGCAGUGCAGACACUCGAACAAAGACCCAACAUAAACACUGGCAUGCAAAUUUCGCCCGCCACAAGCGAUCGGGAUACUAUGUAUACACCUAAGAGGUUCUCAAGCACUCCAUCACAGUCUUUUACUAAGCCUACCAGAAACAUUUCAAUAGAACCCGACCGAAGUAUGGGCAACAUUGACAGAUCUGUACAACCACAGAAACGAUUGGAUGGUAUUGAUCACAUCGUACAGAUAGAACCAGUAACCAGAGAAGGAGCAGGCUCUCCACUUCCCUUGCCAGACGACACAAUUUCUUCACAUGACCGGUCCUUAUCACCAGUAAUUUUCUACAGUCAACAGGCAGAAUAUGAAUCUACACCACCUGGCUUGGAAUCUCUGUCACCUCGACCGUUCGAGAAAAUUGUUACACCUCUCACAUCGCAACUGAAACAGCCCAAGAAAUUGACGAUAGAGCUGCCGUCAACAGAGAAAACACCACUACGAUUGACCUCGGUCACACCACCAGAAGCACAGCGACCAUCCCAAUCUGGAUUCAGGCUUCAUGACCAGACCCAAGACUCAUCAACUCGCCUAUUUGAUACUGAGGUGAGCAGGAGGGUCCAAAAUAUCAACAACCUUGAGCCAUCCCGUGAAGUAACAUAUGAGCAGCCCGUUGCUCAAUACAGGCCUCGCAGAACCUUCCACACUCAUACGGAUAUACAAGAAUCUCAUUCAAAUAUCAGCCAGGUUAUCGUGGAUAACAUGCCACCAAAUUGUCGAAUGGUUAUCGUUCAGCAAACAACUGCAGGGACAACAUACACAACCGCGUUAAUGACUGAAUCGUUAUCGCGCACAUCAAUGACAACAAGCAGCAGUGUUCUCACUCAGAUGAGUUAUCAACCAAUCACCUUUCUGAAACCUGAUGACACAGAUUCACCUGACCUCUCAGAGACCGAUUCCCUCGAAGAUAAAAGUGAACCAUCACCAAUUGACGAAUUGGAAAAAAUAAGACGAGAUCUCAGAUUGUCUAAAGUGAUGACAUCAGGAGAUCAAAAUACUCUUGUCAGCUACCUUGUAGAAAACAAAACCCCGAGACAACGUUCUCUUGCGAUAGGCUCCCCUAUAUCACAACCGAAGUCAUCGAGGGAGCUUCUCUACGGUAAACAAGAGUUCCCGAAAUGGGAGCAAGGCCCAAGUCGUAGACAACACGAUGAAAAGGGCUCACCUAUUCCUCCAUCCUCGGGAAUUUCUGGAGAAAGUCCGACGCAACUAACAUCAUCUACUUCUUCAGGAAUGAAGCCAACUCAUAUCAUGUAUCGAAAGCCGCGGCCUUCAUCUGAAUCAACUCCAAUGGUGACUCGCCUGGAAGAACUUCUUCGUAAAUCAACGCCAACCAACUAUGAGGAUUAUGGCUGGCUAAUGGAUAAAGAACCAGACAAACCUAAGAAAGACGAAUACGACCUGCCAUCGGUAGAGAAAAUAAGGACUCGGUUUGCCAAACCUAAAGAUGGACCUCCGGGACGUCCAGCAGAUGACUCACCAAGUGACGUUGAAUCUGAAGUCAAUACUACGGAUUCGGAAACAGAUUCGGAAUCAUGGCAAGCAGUAAUGGACUUCAAGAGUCCCUAUCUUCACGAAGAUCCCAAAUAUUGGCCAUACACAAGCCCUCACAAGGCACCAGGGGUACCGAGCUCUGAAUCUGAAACUUAUGACUCAGACGAUGACACACAGACUGUGUGUGGAGAAUUGGACUUGACAACAAUGAGGGUAGACGAAUCAUCAUCUUCUGAUGAAGAUGCUGACCCACAGGCUGCAGAGGCCCCUAGACGAAGAAAACAAUCCUCUAAGCUGAAGACGAGCCUUAUCAGGAAAGAACUUGCCCUAUCUGGUGUGGUUCCCCGCAGGACUCCCACAACCUUAACAAGCUACCAAUCUAUGCCCGAAGGUGAAUAUCCAAUGGCUGGACGACGAACCAAAUCCAUGUCUGAUCUGAGCAAACCGGCCGGCUCGGCCAGCGGAAGUGGAAUGUCCACAGCUGAAUUUGUACCUUCGGAGUCUCGAUACGCUCGAGUAGUGCAGAGGGUUCGCGAUACCAGGCCAUCCUGGGGGCGCUACUCAAGACUUUCUAACUCUUCCACUGACAUUUCCUCAAGGAAAUCUCUCCACGACUUCGGGAAAUUCUAGGUGGAGGAUACCAAGAAGAAGCAAGGUAUUUAAGGCUCCGAGAUUCUCCAAAAGAAUGAUUUCAGUAGAAAGAUGCCUCCCAUGAUGAUAGUUAACUUACAUGGCGAUAGUAUAAUCAUACUUUUAAUUAAAAUAUUAAUCGCCAUUUCUAAAGAAUUUUUGUCAUUAGAAUCUGAAAAAUUUAGGGAAAAAAAUGAUUAUGUACAGAUUUUAUAUACUAUGCGUAAUGUCAUUAGGAAUCGCCUUUUUGUAUAGACAAGCGAAGGCAUAACCUGAUGUAAUGUAUUCAAAUGCGUUCAAAAUAGAAUUUUGAAAAUGUUGUGACAUGUUUUCAUCUGAAUUAUUCAUUAAAAUUAUUAAUUGCUAAGUUAUGCUGAACAUUUUUUAUGAAUACUUAUAUACGAAGAUAAUAUGAUAUGUAGACCUCUUUAUGUGUGAUUUUUUUUAUAAAGCUUUCUUUCGUAAAAUUUCAUAAAUUGUCUUGAUUUCGAUAUGAGUGAAAAGUAGAGUUGUGUCAACAGUACUUAAACGUAAAAUAUAUGUAUUUCCCGGAAAUAAUAUGAACAGUGAGCCUUUAAAAUUUGGCUACUAUAGCAAGAAAGUUAUGAGCUUGAAAUUUGUGUGAAUUAAAACCAGAGACAUGACUGUGUGUAUAUAAAUGCCAUUACUUGAUAUACUCAUUAAUAUCUAUCACAUCUUAACUUAGCAGCAAGGUAUUAUAUAUAUCUUUAUUUCAUUCAUAUUUUAAUCAUGUAAAUUCUGGCACUUUAGAAGCAAUAAAGAAUUGAUUGCAAUGAGAAUAAUUUGAUAAAGUCUCGUCUUGAAUAAAAUGAAUUUCUUUAUACUUUGUAAAUUAAUGUGUAAAUAGCAGUGGGAAGUUACUAGCAUGCAGAUGUUUCAUGGUUAAGUUCUUAUGUAUGCCUGUCAUAUCCUUAAUAUAUAUAGCAAUAUAUGUUGAAUUUGAUUCGAAAUAUUGAUACAAAUUAUACCUAAUGUUAUUCAAUUAUUUUAAGACAUGCGAAUGUAAAGAUGUUUUAUUUUGCACCAAACCAACAAAAAGUACAAUAGAGUGAAUUGUAAAUGAUUGAAUUUUGAAACGAGAGAUUUAUCUAGAAUUUUCCUAGUAAUAUUUCAUGCCAUUUUAAAGUCUUUCAAAUUUGUAUGUAAUCGCGCUUUGCUUAGUAACAUAGAUCAUGAUCAUGUAAUGUCAUUCUUGUUUUAAAAGAUAUGAAUGCAACAAUUACAAUUUAUUUUGUAUACAAACUUUUAAAUGAUUACUUCAAUGUUUGAAUUUUGGAGUGUGCUUAUGUUAUACUAUUGUUUAAUAUGUAACAAGAAGAGUGAAAAUAUGGAAUUGAAACUGGAUAAUAUGUCUGACAUUGUCCAGUAUAAUGUAUAUGUAUCUAAUAUUUAUUCGAACUAUACUUUGUGUACUUUUCCAUAUCAUCUUUUGCUAUGCUUUGAUCUAUAGACGUUGGUACAAUUCCUUGAAUAAGUGACUUGAUAAUGAUAAACGUACUUAAAUUAAGCAUGGAAUUGAAGUUCCAAAAUAGAUUUUAGUUAUGCAUAUUCAUAAAAGUUGUAUUCGACAAAUUUUCUUCUUUACAAGAUGAAUGAAAAUACGAAAAAAUAUAUCAGCAUGACAAUGAAACUGGCCAAAAUGUUAACAUGUUUUAUACGGUUAUCGUAUUGCAUAACGUAUAUUUAUAUGUGAUAUUUAUAUGUGAUAUAUAUAUAUACAUAUAUAUAUAUAUAAGUAUUUUAUGGGGGGCAGUACACGUUGAAACAAAUCCGCAAAUGACUGACUUGUGUCAUGUAAUCACUGGAAUUCAGGCCUGAAAAUGAUAUCCAUCAUUGGAUAUGAAAUAAUCCAUGAAUAUAUCAUAACCAAAUAAUACGCCUUGUUUUAUUUUCCAUUAUAUUCAAGUCGACAUUUGUAGAUAUCACAUGCAUAUUCGGGAUAAUCAUUGAGUAUAUUAAUGCUGAUGAAUGAUUGCAUGAAACUUUCCGUUUAUUUGUUAUACUUUGAAGAAAUUUUUUAUUGCAUAUUAUGUAAAUGUCAUCUUAGCAAAUACGAUACAUUAAAGCAUAUCUUAAGAAUGUUCAUAUAUUAUAUUUCACAAAAUUAAUGUUGGCCUAUGACUCAUUUUCCUCACAAAAAAUGCAGAUGAGCCGUGACUUUGUUUAUAUAUGUUUGUAAAAAAAUAUCAGUUUUAAUAUUCUUUUAUUUAUGCAAAACCCAAUGUUCCUAUAAAAAAAAACUUUCAUUGAGAGAUAUUACUAUGACGGAUAUGGGAUUUUUAUUUUGUAAAGAAAAUACGUCAUGAACCAUAUGUGAAUAUUUAUGAAUAAAGUCUAUUGCAUAGUGCUUACAAAUAAUCUUAAAAAGCACAUGAUUGCCAGAAUAAUACUGAGAAAGAAAAAUAUCAAUGGAUUUUACAGGUUUCUUAAGAUGCAAAUCGCUUAUAUUACGUUUUAUUGAAGUUUGAAUUAUGUUAGUUUGCAGAUUACAUAGCAAUACUAACUUUUAGUACAUUUACAAUGUUUACAUGCCGCUUAAUAAAUGCUAUGCACUAAUAA